AUGUCAGAUUCUAUUCGCCGGAUAACUCUUCCGGCAGAAAACGUAGGCCAGAGCUCAAGGACUAGAAGGUCAGCGUCCCCAGGCGUUUCCAAUAAGAAUCGCUCGAAACCGUCUAAUCAUGUUUUCGAGCGAAGCUUCUCAGACUCGAGUGUCCAUCGCCGCCGCGACGGAGACGGUAAUAGCCCACGGCGACCAUCGCGGAUGAGGUCUUUCCAUACGGAAGAACCCGACCCGGUCCGUUACUUGCCUAGGAUCCACUCUGAGAAUUUCGCUCGUUCUCCGUCGUUUUCUGGCUUAUCUUCUUCGCCGUCGUUUCUAUCUCGGAUCAUUGAAGAGGGUAAUAAAAGAGGAUCACAAAAAGUAGUGAUCGACGUAGCAGUAGAAGGAAGCCCUGGACCUGUAAGAACAGUGGUUAACAAGUGCUGCAACGUCGAAGAAACGAUCAAGCUCGUCGUGGACAAAUACUUCGAAGAAGGACGAUCACCGAAACUCGAUCGCGGUUCUGCCUUUGAAUUGCAUCAGUCACAUUUCAGCAUCCAAUCUUUGGAUAAAAGAGAAAUAAUCGGAGAAAUAGGAAGUAGAAGCUUCUACAUGAGAAAGAGAGAUCAUGAAACCGGAGAUUCGUUUGCCGAGACUGCUCCGGUGAGGACGACCUUUGUUCCGUCGCCGAGUUUGAUCGAAUUGUGCAUCGCACAGAUAGUUGGGAAAAUCAUGAGGAGAACGAGAAAGAUAUGGAACAUAUUGGUUUGUGCGGAAUGA
Molecule: messenger RNA, 759 nt
Organism: Microthlaspi erraticum
Lineage: Eukaryota; Viridiplantae; Streptophyta; Magnoliopsida; Brassicales; Brassicaceae
Source: the annotation of a GenBank genome assembly